Messenger RNA from Oncorhynchus masou masou (cherry salmon), 1384 nucleotides. Its product is annotated as probable G-protein coupled receptor 139. The record is from RefSeq and is a predicted model, not a curated record. Gene Ontology annotation, cellular component: plasma membrane. Gene Ontology annotation, molecular function: neuropeptide receptor activity. Gene Ontology annotation, biological process: phospholipase C-activating G protein-coupled receptor signaling pathway. Lineage: Eukaryota; Metazoa; Chordata; Actinopteri; Salmoniformes; Salmonidae.
UCUCUCCCUUUCUCUGUCUCAGUCCUGCUGUCUGGGUCUGUGAGAGUGUGUGUGUUUCUGGGCUUCCCCGACUCCGAGCCGAGCUGAGCUCACACACUCCUGAGCAUUUAAGGACGAGGACCAGGAGGAAGAGGAGGGCCAUGGAGCACAGCCACAUCUUCACCCUCCUUCCCCCCCCCAACAGCAGUGCCUGGAGCCCGGGGCAGCAGCCGGCCGACACUCCCCAGGGUUGCCCCCUCGGACCACUACCCGUCAUCUACUACAGCGCCCUGCUCUGCCUUGGCCUGCCCGCCAACAUACUCACUGUCAUCAUCCUCUCCCAGCUGGUGUUACGGCGUCAGAAGUCCUCCUAUAACUACCUUCUGGCGCUCGCCGCCGCUGACAUCCUGGUCCUCCUGCUCAUCGUCUUCGUCGACUUCAUAUUGGAGGACUUCAUUUUGGGCGCGCCCCUUCCCCCCUCCCUCAACAAGGCAGUCCAGGUCCUGGAGUUCUCCUCCAUCCACACCUCCAUCUGGAUCACGGUCCCCUUGACCGUUGACCGUUAUAUUGCAGUCUGUCACCCGUUGAAGUAUCAUAGCGUUUCCUACCCGGCCCGCACACGGCGGGUCAUCAUGGGCGUCUAUAUGGGGUGUUUGGUGUCUGCGGCGCCUUACUACUGGUGGCCUGAGCUGUGGCAUGGUUUACCUGGAGGUGGUGCAGGAAGUGGAGGAAGGGGGAGUAGUAGUAGUGCUGCGCAGCAUGUGCUAGUCUGGGUGCACUGUGCGACUGUCUAUCUCCUCCCCUGCUCCGUCUUCUUCUCCCUCAAUGCAAUGAUCGUCAGGAAGCUCCAGCGCCGUCGCAGCUGCUUCCUGCGCGGCUACUCCACGGGCAAGACCACCGCCAUCCUCCUCGCCAUCACUUCCGUGUUUGCCGUCCUCUGGGCACCACGCACCGUCGUGAUCCUUUACCACCUGUACACGGCGCCGCCGGCGUCCCCCGGUCCCGCCCGCCUUCUGCACCUCCUAACCGAUGUGGCGAACAUGCUAGCUCUCCUAAACACCGGGGUCAACUUCUUUCUCUACUGUUUCAUCAGCAAGCGUUUCCGGACCAUGGCGGCCACGGUUCUCCGGACGUUGUUCCGAUGCCGUAAGCAGCCGCCGCCGUUCUACGCUGGACACAACUUCUCUAUCACCAGUAGCCCCUGGAUCUCCCCUGCCAACUCCCACUGCAUCAAGAUGCUGGUAUACCAGUACGAUAAGAACGGCAAGCCCAUCUGCAUCUCCUCGUGAGGGGGGAAGUGUGGAGGGUUUCCCUGACGACCGACCUUGAUGAUGACCCGAUUCUGGGACUCUUUGAGCUUUUCAAAUGUCAACAGACAUUUAGAGUAGAGGGCUGGAAAGGUGGA